This is a messenger RNA of Trichoderma gamsii, 3351 nucleotides long. Its product is annotated as nitrite reductase. The transcript has a single exon. NCBI's taxonomy places the organism in Eukaryota, Fungi, Ascomycota, Sordariomycetes, Hypocreales, Hypocreaceae. The record is from RefSeq and is a predicted model, not a curated record. Gene Ontology annotation, molecular function: 2 iron, 2 sulfur cluster binding; nitrite reductase [NAD(P)H] activity; heme binding. The coding region runs from base 1 to 3351 and encodes 1116 amino acids.
AUGAAUACUGCGGCUGCCGAUAUGCGCCCAGAGUCAGCAGCCAUCCAGCCAAGGCAUAAAAAACGUGCCGCCGUGAUCGGCCUUGGUAUGGUUGGUAUUUCUUUCAUCGAAAAGCUUUUGAAGUACGACUUGGAUAGUGGACGCGACGAAUGGGAGGUUACUGUCUUUGGCGAGGAGCCGUAUGUCGCCUAUAACCGUGUUGGCCUUACGCAGUACUUCACGAAUCGCUCAACUGAAAGUCUAUACCUCAACCCUCUGGAGUGGUAUUCAUCACAUUCCAAAGGGAAGCUUACAUAUCAUACUUCGGAUCUUGUUAUCACGAUUGAUUCUCACGCAAAAUGUCUCAAAACGGCCAGCGGGCAACAGUUCCACUAUGAUGAGUGUAUCCUAGCUACAGGUUCUGAUGCUGCCUUACCGCCCUAUAUCUCACCGCAACAAUUCAAAAACGCUAGAGGUUGUUUUGUGUACCGAACAAUAAAAGACCUCGACAAUAUUAUCGACUAUGCCGUCAGUGCCCCCGCCGUUAUUGGGCGCCGCAUUCGCAAGGCAGCUGUAAUUGGUGGUGGCCUUCUCGGCUUAGAAGCUGCCAAGGCUCUUCUAGAUCUUGAAGAAGUCGAUCAAGUGGUCUUAGUGGAGAGAAAUCGUUGGGUGCUUAGUCGACAACUUGACCAGGAAGGCGGUUCGCUGGUACUGGAGAAGAUUAAAUCUCUCGGCGUUGAGGUUUUGAUCCAGGCCCGAGUUCAAAACCUCCUAUGGGACAGCGAGAAAAGGCUCUCUGGCCUACUUCUUCAAGGGCAAGAUGGGUCACCGGACCAACAAUACGACGUCGACAUGGUUGUGUUUGCCGUCGGAAUUAAACCUCGAGAUGAUCUCGCCAAAGGCACUUCCAUAGACACAGCCAACCACAAUGGCGGUUUCAUUGUCGACAACCAGCUUCGUACAAACUUGCCCCAUAUAUACGCUAUUGGAGAGUGUGCCAAUUUCCUUGGAGAAACAUUUGGUCUGAUAGCUCCUGGUAUCGAAAUGGCCGAUAUUCUCGCCUUCAAUCUGACGGAAGGGCCUUAUCACAGCAAGAGGGAGAUGAAGUCUCCCAACAUCAGUACAAAGCUCAAGCUUAUGGGUGUGGAUGUUGCCUCAUUUGGUGAUUUCUUUGCAGACCAAGGCAAGAUCAGCAAACCACUACCAGGAGCUACCGGCGCCCAUGCGGCUCGCAAGGCUCAGACAACACCUCCCACGCCAGAGGACAUAAAGAAAAAGGUCAAAGCACUCAUUUACCGAGAUCCAUUCUCAGAUGUCUACAAGAAAUACAUUUUCACCGCAGAUGGCAAAUACAUCUUGGGAGGCAUGAUGGUUGGCGAGGUCAAAGACUACGUCAAGCUCGUUGCCCUGUGCAAUGCAAGCAAGCCCAUCGAGAAGCCCCCAGCCGAGUUUAUCAUUGGAGCUGCAAAAGAGGGCGAAGAAGAAGGCGAUGAUUUGCCUCAUGAUACUCAAGUCUGCAGCUGUCAUAAUGUCAGUAAGGGGGACAUUGUGGAGUGUGUAAAGUCCGGCGGUAUUCGCUCUUUUGGAGAGAUGAAAUCUUCGACAAAGUGCGGCAUGGGCUGCGGAGGCUGUGUGCCCUUGGCCACUAGCAUUUUCAACCGAGCACUCAAAGACGCUGGUGUCGAAAUCUCCAACCACAUUUGUAAGGACUUCGCUUACUCGCGCCAAGAAUUAUACCAAAUCGCCAAGUUCAGAAAACUCAAGGAUUUCGUGGCAGUGAUGCGUGCCGCUGGCAAGAAGUCCGAUAGUCUUGGCUGCGAAGUUUGCAGGCCAGCGAUCGGCUCCAUCUUGAGCUCUUUGUACAACGAGAACAUUAUGAAGCCUUCGCUGCGCCAAACGCAAGACACAAAUGAUCGCUAUCUUGCCAAUGUGCAGCGGGAUGGGAGUUAUUCUGUUGUUCCACGUCUUCCUGCGGGUGAAAUCACUCCAAUGGGGCUCAAGGUUAUUGGAGAAGUUGCAGACAAGUAUGGACUUUACACAAAGAUCACAGGCGGCCAACGUAUCGACAUGUUUGGCGCCAAGAAACAGGACCUCCCACAAAUCUGGGAGUUGCUUAUCAAUGCCGGCUUUGAGAGCGGCCAUGCCUAUGGUAAGGCACUACGCACAGUCAAAUCCUGUGUCGGCAAUACAUGGUGUCGAUUCGGGGUGGGCGACUCAGUUGGUCUUGCGGUGGAAAUCGAGAACCGGUAUAAGGGCCUUCGAGCUCCCCACAAAUUCAAGGGCGGUGUAUCUGGAUGUGUAAGAGAAUGUGCCGAGGCCCAAGGCAAGGAUUUUGGUCUCAUCGCCACGCCCAAAGGCUGGAAUGUCUUUGUGGGAGGAAACGGAGGCGCAAAGCCUCGCCAUGCUGAACUGCUUGCCGAGGAUGUAACACGACGGCAAGCGAUCAAGAUCUUGGACCGAUUUCUUAUGUUCUACAUCCAAUCAGCAGACAAACUCGAGCGAACAGCUCGCUGGAUUGAGAGAUACCCGGGCGGUCUCAAAGGCAUCAAGGAGGUCAUCGUUGACGACAGACUUGGCAUAUGCGCCGACCUAGAAAAGGAGAUGGAGGUACUCGUUGGCCUUUAUCAUUGUGAAUGGACGAAUGUUGUCAAUAAUCCGGAUCGUCGGAAAGAUUUCAAGCAGUUUGCCAAUACAGACGAGACGCAGACGUCAUCAGAACACAUCAUGGAGCGGGCCCAAAAGCGUCCCGCAGAUUGGCCUGAAGACAGCUCUCCACUUCACUUCAGCUUGCUAGAUAUCGCAAAAGAUGCGAAGUGGGCAUGGCGAUCUGUCUGCAAACUUUCAGAACUGAACCGCCAGAGUGAUGCACCGACAUCGGUCGCUGUCAAAUACGGUGAAGUUCAGUUGGCUGUGUGGAACAUUCCGGGUCGUGGCUUGCGCGCAUCACAAAACAUGUGCCCGCAUAAGAAGGCUUUUGUGCUAGCAGAUGGCUUAGUAGGCGAAGAUGAAAAAGGCAGAGAAUAUGUGUCUUGUCCACUACAUAAGCGGAAUUUCCUGCUGAACCCCAACGCGGCUGAAGGCGGCGGGAGCUGCUCAGACGUCGACUACUCAAUCAUGACUUUUGAGGUCAAGGCAGAUGAGACUAACAACGAGAUACUCAUCUACCUUCCUCCUACAGAAGCACUUGACGCCGUACUGUCAACAACAAAAUGGAUGUUACGGAAAGCAGAUGAAGAGCUGAAAGCGUUGGCAAAGGAUGCAGAGCCAGCAAUAGAGAUUGCAGAACCACUACCUCCUAGCAAGAUGAGAGGCCAGCCGCCACACUUGGCUUCUCGUCAGACAUGUGGAGGCAGCGGUGCACUUGACUGGUAG